This is a messenger RNA of Apis laboriosa (Himalayan honeybee), 1724 nucleotides long. Its product is annotated as putative serine protease K12H4.7. Gene Ontology annotation, biological process: proteolysis. The transcript is spliced from 9 exons. NCBI's taxonomy places the organism in Eukaryota, Metazoa, Arthropoda, Insecta, Hymenoptera, Apidae. The coding region runs from base 171 to 1655 and encodes 494 amino acids. The record is from RefSeq and is a predicted model, not a curated record. Gene Ontology annotation, molecular function: dipeptidyl-peptidase activity; serine-type exopeptidase activity.
UUUCAAUUCGUUUACUUCGCGAUAAAUUAUUAUUACUUGAAGAUAAACGUAUUUAUUUUUAUUCUUUACGUUUAAUUGUCAAAUUUUACAUUGAUCGCAAUAUCAUUAUUUCUUCGUAAAUAUAAAGUACAUUCUAAUUUACCAUAUAAUUAAACCAGAUUUGAUAUAGAAUGUAUCAGUUUCUAUAUCUAUUGUUCUUUAUUAGCUUAAUAAAUAAUAGUAUAUCAUGGAAAAUAUUUAUGAGAGGUCGAAGUAAAUAUGGUAAUCUAGGUGCUCCAAUUUUAUCUGAAAAUUAUAAACUUCCAAACGAGCAAUGGUUUACACAGUUUUUAGAUCACUUUGAUCCAACUGAUGCACGUGUUUGGCAACAGAGAUAUUUUAUAAAUGCAGAAUAUUACAAAAAAGGAGGACCUGUAUUCUUAAUGAUAAGUGGUGAAGGUACAGCAACUGCUAAAUGGAUGGUAAAAGGCCAAUGGAUUGAAUAUGCUAAGCAAUUUGGAGCAUUAUGUUUUCAAGUAGAACAUCGUUUUUAUGGAAAAAGUCAUCCUACUUCAGAUCUUAGUGUGAAAAAUUUAAAAUAUCUUUCCUCACAACAAGCACUUGCAGAUUUAGCUUACUUUAUAGAAAUUAUGAAUAUUGAUUAUAAAUUACCAAAUAAUACUAAAUGGAUUGCAUUUGGAGGAUCAUAUGCUGGAUCAUUAGCUGCAUGGUUGCGUUCUAAAUAUCCUCAUUUAUUACAUGGAGCUGUUUCUGCAAGUGGCCCUUUAUUAGCAGAGAUUGACUUUCAGGAAUAUUAUAUUGUUGUUGAAAAUGCUCUCAAACAAUAUUCUGAAGCAUGUGUGAAUACAAUAGUAGAAGCAAAUAAACAAUUUCACAUAAUGUUACGUCAUCCAAUCGGUCAACAAGGAAUAGCUAAAAAAUUUGUUUUAUGUGAUCCUAUUGAUUCUGGAUACACUAAACGUAGUGAUAUUUCUAAUUUGUAUGAAACAAUAGCGAGUAAUUUUGCUGGUAUUGUACAAUAUAAUAAAGAUAAUCGUAAUAAUUCUGCAAUGGCUAAUUUGACUAUCGAAAGCGCUUGUGAUAUUUUAACGAAUGAUAGUUUAGGUAUUGCCAUAGAUAGACUUGCAAUUUUAAGCACUAAAAUAUUGAAUGCAUCAAAAGAGAAAUGUUUGGAUUAUAUAUACAGUAAAAUGAUUCAUAAACUUCGAAAUGUAACUUGGGCUUCUGAAGAAGCAGAAGGAGGACGACAAUGGAUGUAUCAAACGUGUACAGAGUUUGGAUUCUUUCAAACUUCUACAGCACGUCCAAAAUUAUUUAGUGAAACAUUUCCAAUAGAUUUCUUUGUGCAACAAUGUAUUGAUGUGUUUGGUCCAAGAUACAAUAUUCAUUUACUGAACUCGGCAAUAAAUAGAACAAAUAUUUUAUAUGGAGCAUUAAAUUUAAAAGUUACAAAUGUAGUAUUUGUACAUGGAUCAAUUGAUCCUUGGCAUAUUUUGGGACUUACGAAAUCAUCGAAUCCACAAAUGCCUGUUAUUUAUAUCAAUGGUACUGCUCACUGUGCUAACAUGUAUCCAUCUUCCAAAGAUGAUCCACCUCAAUUAAAAACUGCCAGAGUAAAAAUCGAAAAUCUCAUCAGUCAAUGGUUGCGUAAUUAAAUGUGAUAUAUUUUUUUGUUUUAUGUGAUACACAUAUUUAUAUAAUAAUAACAAUUAGAUUUCCUAUUA